UUUUAUCUAUAAGACAAAUAUAACAACAACCUUCAAGCUAUAAUUAACUAUCUCAUCAAGUUAAGUUCCCCAACAAAAACAUGUAUGCUUCUACUUCCUUUACUUCACAACUCCUCCAUGAGGUUCUUGUGAAAUCACACUCAAGAAGGUUACUCUUCCAAGACCCAGUUGAUCAUCUAACAUUAACCAAUUCCUCUGUUUCCACAAACAACCACAAUUCAACAGACUCAUAUUUUGGAGUUAGUGAAUUUGAUUCUCAUGUUGUAACAAUACUCGCAGUCCUAUUGUGUGCUCUUAUUUGUUCACUUGCAUUAAACUCCAUCGUAAGGUGUGCCUUUAGGUUUUCAAAUGUAGCCAUCAACAAUGACUCUUCUUCAAAUUAUAGCAACAACCAUUCACCUCAAUUGGUCAACAAAGGUAUUAAGAAGAAAGCUCUUAAGACAUUCCCCAUUGUAAAAUAUUCAGCAGAGUUGAAAUUACCGAGUUUAGACUCAGAGUGUGUGAUAUGUAUCUCAGAAUUCAGAAAUGGUGAAAAAGUGCGCAUUUUACCUAAAUGUAAUCAUGGUUUUCAUGUUCGUUGCAUUGACAAAUGGCUAAAAGAACAUUCAUCAUGCCCCAAGUGUAGACAAUGUCUUCUUGAAACUUGUCAGAAGAUUGUCGGGUCGCAACAACCAUCUGUGUUGCCAGUGCCAGAAACCAUUAUAAGGAUUCAACCACUACAGCCCGAAGCCUUAGAACGAAACUAUAGGGAGAUAUAAGCUAUUUAAUUACUCUCUCUUUAUGACUUCUAUUAGAUACACUAGUUAGUUAGUUUACAUUAGAUAGUCACCUUAACUAGUUGUACUUAUGUACCCUUGAUAUAACUGAUUAUCAUUAUCAAUACAAUUUUAUUUCAUAAUUUUCUAUA
Cicer arietinum (chickpea) is the source of this 907-nucleotide messenger RNA. RefSeq names its product RING-H2 finger protein ATL78-like. Gene Ontology annotation, molecular function: transferase activity. Gene Ontology annotation, biological process: protein ubiquitination. The record is from RefSeq and is a predicted model, not a curated record. Lineage: Eukaryota; Viridiplantae; Streptophyta; Magnoliopsida; Fabales; Fabaceae.